This is a messenger RNA of Rasamsonia emersonii CBS 393.64, 1407 nucleotides long. RefSeq names its product Nuclear distribution protein PAC1. The coding region runs from base 1 to 1407 and encodes 468 amino acids. Gene Ontology annotation, molecular function: microtubule plus-end binding; dynein complex binding. The record is from RefSeq and is a predicted model, not a curated record. The transcript has 3 exons. Gene Ontology annotation, cellular component: kinetochore; cytoplasmic microtubule; nuclear envelope. Gene Ontology annotation, biological process: microtubule organizing center organization; vesicle transport along microtubule; nuclear migration. Lineage: Eukaryota; Fungi; Ascomycota; Eurotiomycetes; Eurotiales; Trichocomaceae.
AUGAGCCAGCUACUUACAGCGCGCCAGGCGGAGGAGCUCCAUAAAUCCAUCAUCGCCUAUCUCGCUUCUGCCAACCUGCUCAAGAGCUCCAAUGCCUUGCGCGAAGAACUUGGGGAAUCGCUCACCCUCGAUGACGCCACACUCAAGAAAUAUGAGGGUCUGCUCGAGAAGAAAUGGACUAGCGUGGUAAGGUUACAGAAGAAGAUCAUGGACCUAGAGUCGAGAAAUGCUGCACUUCAGUCUGAGCUGGAUUCUGCGACCACCACCUCUCUCUCUCGCCGAAACCAAGAUCCUGUUUCAUGGUUGCCCCGUGCUCCUGCUCGACAUACCCUCCAAUCUCAUCGCCAACCCGUUACCUGUGUCGCUUUCCACCCUGUCUUCUCCUCUCUUGCGUCGGGUUCAGAAGAUGCCACGAUCAAGAUUUGGGAUUGGGAAUUAGGAGAGCUAGAACGAACAAUCAAGGGCCACACCAGAGCCGUUUUGGAUGUGGAUUACGGUGGUCCUCGUGGGGGUACCCUGCUGGCUUCCUGCUCUUCCGACUUGACGAUAAAGCUCUGGGACCCCUCAGACGAAUACAAGAAUAUUCGAACACUACAUGGCCAUGAUCAUAGUGUCUCCGCGGUUCGAUUCAUACCAUCUGGUGCUGCUGGGUCUCCAGCAUCCAGCAACCUGUUGGUGUCCGCAUCGCGAGACAAAACCCUUAGAAUCUGGGAUGUCACGACCGGCUACUGUGUGAAGACCAUACAAGGACACUCAGACUGGGUUCGAGAUGUUGCUGCAUCUCCAGAUGGGCGAUUUCUUCUUUCGGGAGGCAACGAUCAGGUGCCUCGCCUGUGGGACAUUUCUUCUGGAGAGACAAAAUCCACUUUCUUGGGUCAUGAACAUGUCGUUGAGUGCGUCGCAUUUGCUCCUCCGACCAGUUAUCAAUAUUUGGCACCCCUCGCCGGUCUCAAAAAGCCCCCUCCUGCCUCCUCCUCCGCCGAAUUUGUUGCUACUGGCUCUCGAGACAAGAGCAUCCGUUUGUGGGACGCUCGAGGAACUCUAAUCAAGACGCUCGUGGGCCAUGAUAACUGGGUCCGCGCCAUCGUCUUCCACCCAGGUGGGAAAUACCUCCUCUCCGUCUCCGACGACAAGACACUUCGCUGCUGGGACCUUUCGCAGGAAUGCAAGUGUGUCCGGAUAGUUGCGGAUGCCCACGGUCAUUUCAUCAGUUGCAUUCGUUGGGCUCCAAAUCUCGUCACUGAUGGCGCUUCGGCAAAUGGGGAAUCAGGUGCCAAUGGACUCUCCACGCCUACCUCAGUAACGACGAACGGCAAGAAAGAGGACUCGGGCGGCGGCGGCAAGGGCAUUAGAUGUGUGAUCGCGACCGGAAGCGUCGAUCUGAACGUACGGAUCUUCGCGUCAUAG